This is a messenger RNA of Rubroshorea leprosula, 949 nucleotides long. The record is from the annotation of a GenBank genome assembly. Lineage: Eukaryota; Viridiplantae; Streptophyta; Magnoliopsida; Malvales; Dipterocarpaceae.
CAUCCUCCACCCAUGGGAAUAACCAUGAAGGUGCACCAGCUACCACUACCACGUGCAUUCUGGGAGCAGCACGAACCCUCCCUCACCCUUGACGGCGGCUGCAAGCACUUACGCCCUCUCGCCCCCAAGCUGGCUUCGCCCGACACAGUCUCCUCCUUCGAUAUUAAGAGCUUCAUUCGACCUGAAAGCCGCCCUAGAAAACUUGGCUCCCCCGACGGCAAGAAAGAUUCACCUCAGGCUCAGGUGGAAACGCAUCCAGGAGGUACGCGGUGGAAUCCAACGCAAGAGCAGAUAGGGAUUCUAGAGAUGUUGUAUAGAGAUGGAAUGCGAACACCUAACGCACAACAGAUAGAACAAAUCACUUCACAGCUAGGAAAGUACGGGAAGAUCGAAGGAAAGAACGUCUUCUACUGGUUCCAAAACCACAAAGCACGCGAGAGACAAAAGCAGAAGAGAAACAGCCUUGGUCUUACCCACUCUCCAAGAAACUCUACACCAGUUACAACCAUAUCCAUAUCCCUUGACACUAGGGGAGAAGUAAUGGAAAGAAAUGAGGAAAACAGUCCAUACAAAAGGAAGUGCAGGAGCUGGUCCUUCGAGUCCUUGGAAGAAGAAAGCUGCAGAUCGUCGUCUCCUAAAGAAGAUGAGCACAGAACACUGGAGCUGUUCCCAUUGCACCCAGAAGGCAGAUGAAGGGGGUUCAUAAAAAAAAAAAAAAAAGUAAACCAAUUUAAAACAAUUUGGUUCACAUACUUCUGAUCUGCUUUGCUGGAUGUUGUCCGUUUCUUUCUUUUGCUUCGGGAAAGAAGAAAGACAAAAGUUGUCUCUCUGUACUCUACUGCUUAUUAUUCCUGACUUGAAACCAAAGCGGUUUGGCGAUGCCAUUCUUCUUUAUGGUUUGUGUGUGAACCUUUUGACGACAUGAAACUGGUUGGGGCAAAGCUUUUAG